AUGAAUAAUAUUAAUCUAAUAAAUAUACAUAUGGCAAUGGAUUACUAUAACGAACAAUACAAAAGCAAGAUAGGUAAAGAUGCUAUUCAAGCCGGUGCCAGCAUCAAGAAUCCAUUGAAGUCAGUAGAUAUCUCACUCUCUGAUACUCAAGGUGGGAAUUACACCAACUCACUAAAAGCGAUAGGUAAGAUUCAAUAA
Molecule: messenger RNA, 198 nt
Organism: Heterostelium album PN500
Lineage: Eukaryota; Evosea; Eumycetozoa; Acytosteliales; Acytosteliaceae
Exons: 1
Coding region: 1-198 (65 amino acids)
Source: RefSeq, a predicted model, not a curated record